This is a messenger RNA of Hemisphaericaspora subhashii, 1101 nucleotides long. RefSeq names its product mitochondrial 54S ribosomal protein uL2m. The transcript has a single exon. Bases 1 to 1101 code for a protein of 366 amino acids. Gene Ontology annotation, molecular function: structural constituent of ribosome; transferase activity; RNA binding. Lineage: Eukaryota; Fungi; Ascomycota; Pichiomycetes; Serinales; Debaryomycetaceae. Gene Ontology annotation, cellular component: large ribosomal subunit; ribosome. Gene Ontology annotation, biological process: cytoplasmic translation. The record is from RefSeq and is a predicted model, not a curated record.
AUGAUGAUAAGUUGGGUUAAUAGAUGCUUGGUUGGUAAAACCAAGUUACCUUCCAACAACGCUGCAUUGAUCACCAAUGGAUUAUUACGUUUUAAUUCAACUAGUGCACCAAAGCAUGAUAGUGAAGAUACUGAAUUAGAAAUUGCUCAUAUUAAAUAUAUGAAACAAAGAGAAUUAGCUAGAGUUCAAAUCAAAAUGAAAACUCUUGCCAGAGGUCACGCAUUUCCUGGUUCUACCCAUUAUGCCAAACCAAUACAUGACCAUUUAUUUAAGGGACGUCCAAUUAAACAAUUAACCGCAGUAAAAAUCAGAAAUAGUGGUAGAAAUAAUACUGGUAAAAUUACCGUUCGUGGUAGAGGUGGAGGUCAUAAACGAAGAGCAAGAAUUGUGGAUUCAUUCCGUUUGAAAGCGGGUAAACAAGAAGUCAUGAGAAUUGAAUAUGAUCCAACUAGAUCUGGUCAUAUUGCAUUGCUUAAACACCUAGAAACAGGAAAUUUAUCAUAUAUUUUGGCAGCUCAAGGAUUAAGACAAGGAGAUAUUGUCGAAUCUUUCCGAGCAGGUAUUCCUAAAGAUUUCAUUGAAGAAAUGAAUGAACAUAAUAAUGGUGAAAUUGAUGAUGCCUUAUUAUCUGCAAGAAUUUUACAAAGAGGUAAUUGUUUACCACUUUCAAUGUUACCAGUUGGAUCCAUUGUUCAUAAUGUUGGAUUACAUGUUGGUGGAAGAGGUCAAUUGAUGAGAGCUGCAGGUACAUUUGCCAAGGUUCUUUCUAAAAAUGAAACAACUCAAAAAUGUGUUUUGAAAUUAAAUUCUGGAGAACAUCGUUAUGUUGACUCAAGAUGUUGUGCUACUUUGGGUAUAGUGUCAAACAAAGAACAUCAAUUAAGUAUGAUGGGUAAAGCUGGUAGAGCGAGAUAUAGAGGUAUUAGACCAAUAACUAGAGGGGUGGCUAUGAAUGCUGUUGAUCAUCCUCAUGGUGGUGGUAGAGGUAAAUCUAAAUCUAAUAAACAAACUCAAUCUAUGUGGGGUCUUUUGAAAUUCAAGAAGACUAGAACUCAUAAACAUGUUAAUAAGAUGAAGGUAAAAGAUAGAAGAGAAAAAUAG